AUGGAGUGUGAGAGAUCAUCGUCGUCCACGUCAUCAGAAACCGGACCCAUCCGCCACCGUCUUACGUCGUCGACGGUCUCCACCGUGACAAGACGAAUGUACGAGUGCACUUUCUGCAAAAGAGGUUUCACGAACGCACAAGCUUUAGGCGGUCACAUGAACAUCCAUCGACGCGAUCGUCUCAACAAGGCGGCCAAGUUGCAAAACGACGCUGACGUGGCACUCUCCGGUGCUCGAAGAUGUUUCCACGUUGCAGCUUCUGAUCGUGGAGGCUACGAGCAAGUAGAUUCCAUCUUGUUGAGGACGACCACGAACUUGAGCUUACGAAUCGGCUCGAUGGCUACAAGGAGAGAAAACGUUGUCGUUGAAGGAGAUGAGAUCGAUUUGGAGCUACGUCUUGGUUUAUGA
This is a messenger RNA of Microthlaspi erraticum, 408 nucleotides long. The record is from the annotation of a GenBank genome assembly. Lineage: Eukaryota; Viridiplantae; Streptophyta; Magnoliopsida; Brassicales; Brassicaceae.